UGCAUGCACUCAGCGCCUCAUUCCCCUCUCCCUCCCUCCUUCCCUCCCUCCCUCCUUCCACAGGGCGCCUCGGACGGCGGCCUGGACAUUCCUCAGUCGGAGAAGCGCUUCCCGGGGUACGACCGUGACGGCAAGCGGUACGAUGCGGACAGCCACAAGGAGCGCAUUAUGGGCGAGCAUGUGGCUGACUAUAUCAACUACCUGGUGGAGGAGGACCACGAGGCGUACGAACGGCAGUUUGCCAACUAUAUCAAGCACGGUGUCUCCGGAGAUGAUUAUCAGGACUUGCUCGAGGAGGUGCAUACUGCUAUCCGCGAAGACCCGACCGCCGCGCCCAAGACGGAAUGGGAAGGAGAUCGCACGAAGUACAAGCGUCAGGGGAAGCUUUCUUACGAAGAGCGCAAGUCUCGCGUGGCUGAGAAGAAAUUGGCCAUGGCGGCAGCUGCUGGUGAUGCCGAUGAAAUGGAGGAGGAAGAGGAGGAAGAGUAA
Messenger RNA from Nannochloropsis gaditana CCMP526, 489 nucleotides. RefSeq names its product 60s ribosomal protein l5. The transcript has 3 exons. The record is from RefSeq and is a predicted model, not a curated record. Gene Ontology annotation, biological process: ribosomal large subunit assembly; translation. Gene Ontology annotation, molecular function: structural constituent of ribosome; 5S rRNA binding. The coding region runs from base 4 to 489 and encodes 161 amino acids. Gene Ontology annotation, cellular component: cytosolic large ribosomal subunit; ribosome.